This is a messenger RNA of Medicago truncatula (barrel medic), 3642 nucleotides long. RefSeq names its product polyubiquitin-A-like. Gene Ontology annotation, molecular function: protein binding. The record is from RefSeq and is a predicted model, not a curated record. Lineage: Eukaryota; Viridiplantae; Streptophyta; Magnoliopsida; Fabales; Fabaceae.
UUUCUGUUUAUGAUAAUGUAGAUGCAAAUCUUUGUGAAGACUCUCACAGGAAAGACAAUCACCCUUGAGGUGGAGAGCUCCGAUACAAUUGACAAUGUUAAGGCCAAGAUUCAAGACAAAGAAGGGAUCCCUCCAGACCAGCAGCGUCUGAUUUUUGCUGGCAAGCAGCUGGAGGAUAGGCGUACCCUUGCUGAUUAUAACAUCCAAAAGGAGUCCACCCUCCAUUUGGUGCUCCGUCUUCGUGGUGGUAUGCAAAUAUUUGUGAAGACUCUCACUGGAAAGACAAUCACCCUUGAGGUGGAGAGCUCUGAUACCAUUGACAAUGUUAAGGCCAAGAUACAAGACAAAGAGGGUAUCCCACCAGACCAGCAGAGGCUCAUCUUUGCUGGAAAACAGCUUGAAGAUGGCAGAACAUUGGCCGAUUAUAACAUCCAGAAAGAGUCAACUCUUCAUCUCGUUUUGCGACUUCGUGGUGGUAUGCAGAUUUUUGUAAAGACCCUUACAGGAAAGACAAUUACUUUGGAGGUAGAGAGCUCGGACACGAUUGACAAUGUAAAGGCUAAGAUUCAGGACAAGGAGGGCAUUCCCCCAGACCAGCAGAGGCUCAUUUUUGCUGGAAAACAGCUUGAAGAUGGCAGAACUCUUGCUGAUUACAACAUCCAGAAAGAGUCAACUCUUCACCUUGUCUUGCGUCUUCGUGGUGGUAUGCAGAUUUUUGUAAAGACCCUUACAGGAAAGACAAUUACUUUGGAGGUUGAGAGCUCGGACACGAUUGACAAUGUAAAGGCUAAGAUUCAGGACAAGGAGGGCAUUCCCCCAGACCAGCAGAGGCUCAUUUUUGCUGGAAAACAGCUUGAAGAUGGCAGAACUCUUGCUGAUUACAACAUCCAGAAAGAGUCAACUCUUCACCUUGUCUUGCGUCUUCGUGGUGGUAUGCAGAUUUUUGUAAAGACCCUUACAGGAAAGACAAUUACUUUGGAGGUUGAGAGCUCGGACACGAUUGACAAUGUAAAGGCUAAGAUUCAGGACAAGGAGGGCACCCCAGACCAGCAGAGGCUCAUUUUUGCUGGAAAGCAGCUUGAAGAUGGCAGAACUCUUGCUGAUUACAACAUCCAGAAAGAGUCGACUCUUCACCUUGUCUUGCGUCUUCGCGGUGGUAUGCAGAUUUUUGUUAAGACACUCACAGGCAAAACAAUUACUUUGGAGGUAGAGAGCUCGGACACUAUUGAUAAUGUCAAGGCCAAGAUACAGGACAAGGAGGGUAUCCCCCCAGACCAGCAAAGGUUGAUUUUUGCUGGAAAGCAGCUUGAAGAUGGCAGGACAUUGGCUGAUUAUAACAUUCAGAAGGAAUCAACCCUUCAUCUUGUUCUUCGUUUGAGGGGAGGCAUGCAGAUCUUUGUGAAGACUUUGACAGGAAAGACCAUUACAUUGGAGGUGGAAAGCUCAGACACCAUUGAUAAUGUUAAGGCAAAAAUACAGGAUAAGGAGGGAAUCCCACCUGAUCAGCAGAGGUUGAUCUUUGCUGGGAAGCAGCUUGAAGAUGGCCGGACUUUGGCCGAUUACAACAUUCAGAAAGAGUCUACCCUUCACCUUGUCCUUCGUCUGAGGGGAGGUAUGCAGAUCUUUGUGAAGACGUUGACCGGUAAGACCAUCACCUUAGAGGUAGAAAGUUCAGACACAAUUGAUAAUGUGAAGGCAAAAAUCCAGGACAAGGAAGGAAUCCCACCAGAUCAGCAGAGGUUGAUCUUUGCUGGGAAGCAAUUGGAGGAUGGAAGGACCCUUGCUGACUACAACAUUCAGAAGGAGUCUACUCUUCACCUUGUUUUGCGUCUUCGUGGUGGGAUGCAAAUCUUCGUUAAGACCCUCACUGGCAAGACCAUCACUCUCGAAGUUGAGAGUUCAGAUACCAUAGACAAUGUUAAGGCAAAAAUUCAAGACAAGGAAGGAAUCCCACCAGACCAGCAGCGUCUGAUUUUUGCUGGCAAGCAGUUGGAGGAUGGGCGUACCCUUGCUGAUUAUAACAUCCAAAAGGAAUCCACCCUCCAUUUGGUGCUCCGUCUCCGUGGUGGUAUGCAAAUAUUUGUGAAGACUCUCACUGGAAAGACGAUCACCCUUGAGGUGGAGAGUUCUGAUACCAUAGACAAUGUUAAGGCAAAAAUUCAAGACAAGGAAGGAAUCCCACCAGACCAGCAGCGUCUGAUUUUUGCUGGCAAGCAGUUGGAGGAUGGGCGUACCCUUGCUGAUUAUAACAUCCAAAAGGAAUCCACCCUCCAUUUGGUGCUCCGUCUCCGUGGUGGUAUGCAAAUAUUUGUGAAGACUCUCACUGGAAAGACGAUCACCCUUGAGGUGGAGAGUUCUGAUACCAUUGACAAUGUUAAGGCCAAGAUACAAGACAAAGAGGGUAUCCCACCAGACCAGCAGAGGCUCAUCUUUGCUGGAAAGCAGCUUGAAGAUGGCAGAACCUUGGCUGAUUACAACAUCCAGAAGGAGUCAACUCUCCAUCUUGUGCUGCGACUUCGCGGUGGUAUGCAGAUUUUUGUUAAGACCCUUACAGGAAAGACUAUUACUUUGGAGGUAGAGAGCUCGGACACAAUUGACAAUGUGAAGGCCAAGAUACAAGACAAGGAGGGCAUCCCCCCAGACCAGCAAAGGUUGAUUUUUGCUGGAAAGCAACUUGAAGAUGGCCGAACUCUAGCUGAUUAUAACAUCCAGAAAGAGUCGACUCUUCAUCUUGUCUUGCGACUUCGUGGUGGUAUGCAGAUUUUUGUUAAGACCCUAACUGGAAAAACGAUUACUUUGGAGGUGGAGAGCUCAGACACAAUUGACAAUGUAAAGGCUAAGAUUCAGGACAAGGAGGGCAUUCCCCCAGACCAGCAAAGGUUGAUCUUUGCUGGAAAGCAGCUUGAAGAUGGCAGAACCUUGGCAGAUUAUAACAUCCAGAAAGAAUCCACUCUUCAUCUUGUCCUUCGUUUGAGGGGAGGCAUGCAGAUCUUUGUGAAGACUUUGACAGGAAAGACCAUUACAUUGGAGGUGGAAAGCUCAGACACCAUCGAUAAUGUUAAGGCAAAAAUACAGGAUAAGGAGGGAAUCCCACCUGAUCAGCAGAGGUUGAUCUUUGCUGGGAAGCAGCUUGAAGAUGGCCGGACUUUGGCCGAUUACAACAUUCAGAAAGAGUCUACCCUUCACCUUGUCCUUCGUCUGAGGGGAGGUAUGCAGAUCUUUGUGAAGACGUUGACCGGUAAGACCAUCACCUUAGAGGUAGAAAGUUCAGACACAAUUGAUAAUGUGAAGGCAAAAAUCCAGGACAAGGAAGGAAUCCCACCAGAUCAGCAGAGGUUGAUCUUUGCUGGGAAGCAAUUGGAGGAUGGAAGGACCCUUGCUGACUACAACAUUCAGAAGGAGUCUACUCUUCACCUUGUUUUGCGUCUUCGUGGUGGAUUUUAAAUAUUUAGGUUUUGUUUAGUUGUCUUUUAUUGUGUGCUGAAUCCUAAGCAUGUUUUUGGUUUUUUCAGUUUCAGAACUUGUUGCAUGGGUCUUGAUAAUGGCCCUUAUCUUUUGUUUGUUGUGGUACUCGUAUCUGUCUCUUUCUCUUUGUCAAACUUAAUGAAUAUGAACUAAUAAUUGCUGUCAUUCAGAGAUGAA